Molecule: messenger RNA, 1248 nt
Organism: Bactrocera neohumeralis
Lineage: Eukaryota; Metazoa; Arthropoda; Insecta; Diptera; Tephritidae
Exons: 4
Coding region: 434-793 (119 amino acids)
Source: RefSeq, a predicted model, not a curated record
CAAAACCUGCGUGACCGAAACUCCCAAACAUUUACACAAUUUUUAACUUAUUACUAACACACCCUCACAAAUCAUUUAAUUGCGUAAAGAGUCUAUCCGCUGUGCCUUUUGAUUGUUUUAUAUUACAAGCUCUUCACACAACAUCUUUUCUAUAAAAACAAAACAAAAGAAGACAAACUGAUUUCGGACUUGCCACUGUUUAUGGAAAACGAUGCAUGUAAAAGUAUACAACAUGAUAACAUGAUUGUUUACAUUCGUUUAUUCGUUGCGAAAAUUCGAAUUCAAAGAAAAAGAAAUUCGGCACGCGUGUUAAAUUGUGAAAAAUUUGUAUUCUAACUAAAUUUGGUUAUAUUUUAUGAAAAAAGUGAUUAAAAACGUGAUUAUAAAAGUGGUCCAUAUAUAAUUUGAAAAGAUUAUUCACAAAAGUGAUGAAAUGGCGCAGCAAAAAACGGUUCGUGAAUGCAAGGUCCUCAUCCGCAAAAUUCAUCAAUCGGUAUGCCGAAUGACUGGUGAAGAUGUCGACAACGUUCAAACCGAAAUUGCUUCCACCCUACCAUUAAAUACGCUUGCUGCAGCUUUGGGAAUGGACGAAAAAUUGAAAUGCGACGAAUUUGCUGCUACAACGAAACAAUUCGUUUUGAGGAUAAAAGGUACUUCAGAUAGUGUACAUGAUGUGUUGCGAAGUCUGUACACUGAUGAACUUCUUUAUUUAUGUAACUGGGACGGUAGGGGUGGGAAGCAACCUCUCUCCAAAUUCCUGCUGGUUUCCAACAUUUUAUACGAUCAUUCAUAACGUAUGGAUUGGCAAUGUUCGAAAAACAAGUUCAAAAAGCCAUUGAAAUGAGCCACCAUAGGCACAAACAAAGAAUUUAUAGGAAGAGGAAAACUGAGGAGUGAACCCUUUAAAUAUUUAAUAAAAAGUUAUAUGUAUUUCUGAUAUUAUUAAAAAAAAUUAUUUUAAUACAUACUAGAUUUUAAGAUAGCAUUGCAAAGCAGGAAUUGAAUUAAUAAUGAAAUAUUUAUUUUAAUUUAAACUUUAAUGUAAUUUUGGUUAAAAAUAAUUUGAAAAAAAAUUAAAAAUUAAAAAAAUAAAAAAUCUUUUAUUUUGAGAUUCGAACUCGAGUCUCACGGAAUACCAAGCCGUGCGUUUAACCACUAGGCUAGUAUAGCAUGCAGCGUCGCGCUUUCCUGGAACCAGUUUUCCCCGUUUGCCUUAAAUUUAACUAAAGUGUGAGUAGCGAGGAUAUA